GAAGAAGUUAGAAGGUCAUAUAGAAGCGAGGGAGUUUUCAGCCUCGAAAAAAAGGAAAUAAAUAUUAACUUGUUCUCUUGAACGGAAAAAAAAUUAUAUUAUAUUGGAGUGAAUGGCAGUGAUCAGAAAUUGAUAGGUAGUAGCAAAGAGUUUGACCCAGAUCUGAGGAUAAUACUCUCGAUUUUUCAAUGGCACAACCACUUAAAAUAUAUGGUAGUUUACAGUAACAACUUUUUUUUGCAUUUGAGAAUUCGCAGCUCUGGGUGAAGUUGUUCAGUAAAAAUGGUGGUGUGUCAGAAUAUUUUUUGCUUACUAGGUCUCUUUCUUAUAGCUGCUGAAGGAGGCCACUUCAUAAUACCGGGUUCUGCACCUUAUGACGCAUAUCAUAAUUUACAUUUACCUCAUAAUCCACCCCUAUAUCCAACAUUUGCAAAGGUGCCGCAUACCAGCUUCACUUGCAAGGGACGUAACCCAGGGUAUUAUGCAGAUGUUCAAACUGGAUGUCAGGCAUACCACAUGUGUCAGCCAAAUGUAGAAGCCUCAUUUUUGUGUACCAAUGGAACACUUUUCAAUGAGCAAUUUCAGGUGUGUGAUCAGUUCUACAACGUGAGAUGUGGGUCGCCAUAUUUGGAUUUAUUUAAAUAA
This is a messenger RNA of Coccinella septempunctata (seven-spotted ladybird), 645 nucleotides long. RefSeq names its product U-scoloptoxin(01)-Cw1a-like (gene Cpap1-d). Bases 283 to 645 code for a protein of 120 amino acids. Gene Ontology annotation, cellular component: extracellular region. Gene Ontology annotation, molecular function: chitin binding. The record is from RefSeq and is a predicted model, not a curated record. The transcript has 3 exons. NCBI's taxonomy places the organism in Eukaryota, Metazoa, Arthropoda, Insecta, Coleoptera, Coccinellidae.